AACGAUCCGAGGAGGCGCUGUGCGGCCGCCAUUUUCCUGCGGCGCCCAGUGAGCGUGUGUCCCCCGACCCCGGCCGAGCGGAAGGAGCGAAGGGCGGGGGCGGGGGGCAGGAGGAGGGGUCGCUGCCCGGGUGACAGGGCCGUCCCCGGGGGCGGAGCGUAGCGCAGCUGCCCGCGGCGGGGCAGAGCGACGUGUCUGAGCGGGUCCGUCCCCCUGUCCCGUCCCGUCCUGUCCCAGCCCGGCGCCGCAGCACCAUGUCCGGCCAGAGCCUCACCGACCGCAUCACGGCGGCGCAGCACAGCGUGACCGGCUCGGCCGUCUCCAAGACCGUCUGCAAAGCCACGACCCACGAGGUCAUGGGCCCCAAGAAGAAGCACCUGGACUACUUAAUCCAGUGCACAAAUGAGAUGAAUGUGAACAUCCCCCAGCUGGCGGACAGCUUAUUUGAAAGAACUACCAAUAGUAGCUGGGUGGUGGUCUUCAAGUCCCUCAUCACAACUCACCAUCUAAUGGUGUAUGGAAAUGAGCGUUUUAUCCAGUAUCUAGCUUCCAGAAACACACUGUUUAAUUUGAGCAAUUUCCUAGACAAAAGUGGAUUGCAAGGGUAUGACAUGUCCACAUUUAUCAGACGGUAUAGUAGGUAUCUGAAUGAAAAAGCAGUUUCUUACAGACAAGUGGCUUUUGACUUCACCAAAGUAAAAAGAGGGGCUGAUGGAGUCAUGAGGACAAUGAACACAGAAAAACUCCUUAAAACCGUACCAAUUAUACAAAAUCAGAUGGAUGCACUUCUUGACUUCAAUGUCAAUAGCAACGAGCUUACAAAUGGUGUAAUAAAUGCUGCCUUCAUGCUCCUCUUCAAAGAUGCCAUUAGACUCUUUGCAGCAUAUAAUGAAGGAAUUAUUAACCUUCUGGAAAAAUACUUUGACAUGAAAAAAAACCAGUGCAAAGAAGGCCUUGACAUAUAUAAGAAGUUUCUCACUAGAAUGACAAGGAUCUCAGAGUUCCUCAAAGUUGCAGAGCAAGUUGGAAUCGACAGAGGAGACAUACCAGAUCUUUCUCAGGCACCAAGCAGUCUUCUUGAUGCUUUGGAACAACAUUUAGCCUCUUUAGAAGGAAAGAAAAUCAAAGACUCCACAGCUGCAAGCAGGGCUACCACACUUUCCAAUGCAGUCUCUUCCCUUGCAAGCACUGGCCUGUCUCUCACCAAAGUGGAUGAAAGGGAAAAACAAGCUGCAUUAGAGGAAGAGCAAGCUCGUUUAAAAGCUUUAAAGGAACAACGUCUAAAAGAACUUGCAAAGAAACCUCAUACCUCUUUAACGACAGCAGCCUCUCCCGUGUCUACUGCAGCGGGAAGCAUAAUGACCACCCCAGCCAUUGAUAUUUUUUCCACCCCUAGCUCUUCGAACAGCACAUCAAAGCUGCCAAAUGAUCUACUUGAUUUGCAGCCAACCUUUCAUCCAUCUGUACAUCCUAUAUCCACUGGGCCACAAGUAGGAGGUACAUGGGGAGAUCCAUUCUCUGCUACUGUUGAUGCUGUUGAUGAUGCCAUUCCAAGCCUAAAUCCUUUCCUCACCAAAACUAAUGAUGCUGUUCAUCUGUCUGUUGUAUCCUCUGAUGUAUCUACUUUCACCACUAGGACACCCACCCAUGAAAUAUUUGUUGAUUCAUUUUGUGGCCCUCAAGCUUAUCCUAAUGCUUCUCAUUUCCGCAAUGAGCCCUCUACUGUAGCUGGUCUAUUUGGAGGGUUCACUCCUUCUCCUGUUGCUCAACCACAGCCCGUAGCUGGCCUUAAUGUUGACUUUGAGUCUGUGUUUGGAAACAAAUCUUCUAAUGUCGUCGUAGAUUCUGGUGGCUUUGAUGAAUUAGGUGGACUCCUAAAACCAACAGUGACCUCUCAAAACCAGAAUCUUCUGGUUGCCAAGCUGCCACCUAACAAGUUAGUAUCAGAUGAUCUGGAUUCAUCCUUAGCCAACCUUGUAGGCAAUUUGGGCAUUGGAAAUGGAACUACUAAAAAUGAUGUAAAUUGGACUCAACCAGGCGAAAAGAAAUUAACUGGUGGUUCCAACUGGCAGCCCAAGGUUGCACCCACAACUGCAUGGAAUGCUCCAACAAUUAUUUGGAAAGAGAAACAAUAUCUCUCUUCAGGUCAUCUACCUGCUCUCAUUUUGGGUGGCAGCUGCCAACUCAGAUCUUGCACCGCCUGUAAUGGCCUAUCCUGCUACAACACCAACAGGAAUGAUGGGCUAUGGAAUGCCAACACAGAUGGGAGGUGUACCAGUAAUGACACAACCAACUUUAAUAUACAGCCAACCUAUCAUGAGACCACCAAACCCUUUUGGCCCCGUUUCAGGAGGACAGAUACAGUUUAUGUAAUCACGCCAGAUGAGAAAGGAACAGCUCCAAAAAGACACGUGCUCAACAGCAAACCCCUACUUCCAGCAAAAUCCAAAUUGCUGUAUUUUAACUCCUCUUCCUUUACAAUGAUGCAGGAAAAUCAUGAAGGCCCACAAAGGAAACUGGGACGACUCUCUAGGAAAGUGUCAAUACAUGAUACAAAGCCAAUAAUUCCCCUGAUUUAAGAUGUUCUUUUCUGGUGACUAACGCGUCAGUACUUUCAACUCCUAUUAAUAUCCAUAAUCAGUAACAUACAAAGAGAAGCUCUUAUUCUGAAAUUGUAAGAUUUGUAUUUGGGAAUGCUGUGGGGAAUGAAGAUGAGUGUCCUUUACCAUAACUCAAAACAAGAUUUUCUUUGGGGGAUCAGAUCCUAACUCUUAACUUCUGCAGUUAUCUUUUCUUCAGUCCUCACAAAUGUAGACACAGCAAUGAAAAUUAACUUUUCUUUUUAAAAAAAAUUAUAUAUUCAGUUUGCAGUAGACAUUCCUUAUGUAUUGUUUGUAUUUAUUUAUGAUUAUCAAUUUAAGUAACAUUAAUAUUGUAUCAAACUCCUUAUGAAAAUGAGUAUGGAUGUAUACAGUACGUCUGAUUUUUUUAUCCACAAGAAUGAUUUUGAUUCAAAAUGCUUUUCAGCUGACAUAUAGAGCACUAACUAUUUUAAAGGCCUGAAUCUUAUGAAUUCUCAGUCUGUAUGGGAUUUAGGAAAGUUAUAAAAUGCAUUAAUCCUUUAUAGUCAAUUCUGUGCCUAGGAUUUUGCAAGGGAACAGUUAACUGACAAGGAGAAGCACUACAUUUUUAAUUCAGCAUUAGUGCAUUGGGAAGGAACUUUAUUGCUUUGUGCUUGGCAUGUCAUUAUUUUACAUUUGACAUAAGGCCUUUCCAGAAUGAAUGUGAGGAAUUGCUUUCACUUUAAGACUUUCCUUUUCUUUAAAAACUCUAGGAGGUAUUAUGUGAAAAAAGCCUUGAUUUUCAUUUGGCUAGUGCCAUGUUUAUGAUCAUGUACCUUUAAAAAUAAAUAAAUAAGGGAAGUAGCAUCUUUACAAAUGACUAGCAAGAAUUUAGUUAAUGACGAAUUAAAGCAGCACUGUUGAUCGGUGCUUUGCGUAAAUACAUCGUAACUUUUGGGUCGAAAGGGGCCUUCAGAAGGAUAGUCAAUGAUAUGAAAGCAAUUCUGUACAUGAAUUAAGCAUACUUGCUGCAUUGUCUCUGCAGAUUCUAUUUUUGUUUAAAAUAUUAAAAUGUAUGUUAGCAAAAAUGGGUGGAUUUUCAAAUAAAAUGCAGCUUCCACAGAA
Messenger RNA from Terrapene triunguis (Three-toed box turtle), 3686 nucleotides. RefSeq names its product phosphatidylinositol binding clathrin assembly protein (gene PICALM). Gene Ontology annotation, cellular component: clathrin-coated pit; synaptic vesicle; extrinsic component of presynaptic endocytic zone membrane. The transcript is spliced from 22 exons. NCBI's taxonomy places the organism in Eukaryota, Metazoa, Chordata, Testudines, Emydidae. Gene Ontology annotation, biological process: clathrin coat assembly; synaptic vesicle budding from presynaptic endocytic zone membrane; clathrin-dependent endocytosis. Bases 255 to 2579 code for a protein of 774 amino acids. Gene Ontology annotation, molecular function: clathrin heavy chain binding; 1-phosphatidylinositol binding; SNARE binding. The record is from RefSeq and is a predicted model, not a curated record.